Messenger RNA from Anisakis simplex (herring worm), 1194 nucleotides. The record is from the annotation of a GenBank genome assembly. Lineage: Eukaryota; Metazoa; Nematoda; Chromadorea; Rhabditida; Anisakidae.
AAACUGAAAAACAAUAAUGUGAAAUAUUCCUUUGAGUUUGUAAAACUUUUUGCAAAAGAUUUAUGUGAACGUCGAGUGGCACUAACACCAGCGUCAGUUGAGUCAUUAAUCAAGAAAGGAUUCAAUGUAGCGGUUGAGAAAGGAGCUGGUGUGAAUGCAUCCUUCAACGAUGAUGCUUAUCAAAAGGCUGGUGCGAGUGUGGUUGAUCGAGACACUGCUUUCAAGUCCGAUAUUGUUCUGAAGGUGCGUGCACCUUCACUGAGUGAAUGCGGAUAUCUGGGUGCAAAGAAAACUUUGAUCUCAAUGGUUUAUCCAUCACAAAAUAAGAAUAUUAUUGAUGAACUCGCGAAGAAGAAUAUCACCUUAUUCGCUAUGGACUGCAUUCCGAGAAUAUCGAGAGCUCAGGUGUACGAUGUGUUAAGCUCAAUGGCGAAUAUCGCCGGUUAUAAGGCUGUUAUUGAGGCUGCCAAUCAUUUCGGACGUUUUUUCACGGGUCAGAUCACUGCCGCAGGUCGAGUGCCACCAGCCAAGGUUCUGGUUAUUGGCGGUGGAGUGGCAGGUCUUAGUUCAAUUGGUACUGCGAAGAGUAUGGGAGCGAUAGUGCGUGGUUUCGAUACUCGAUCAGCCGUAAAGGAGCAAAUCAAGUCGUUGGGUGGUGAAUUCUUGGAGGUGAAAAUUAAAGAGGAAGGUGAGGGGGUCGGGGGUUAUGCCAAGGAAAUGAGUAAAGAAUUCAUCGAAAAAGAAAUGCAGCUUUUUGCACAACAAUGUAAAGAGGUCGACAUAAUCAUCUCAACGGCACUUAUUCCUGGAAAACCAGCUCCACGACUUAUCACGAAGGAAAUGGUAUCAACAAUGAAACCGGGUAGUGUGCUGGUGGAUUUGGCUGCAGAAACAGGCGGUAAUAUAGAGACCACAAAGCCGGGUGAAUUAUAUACCGAUUCAAAUGGUAUUGUCCAUAUUGGUUACACCGAUUUACCGAGUCGACUGCCAACCCAAAGCAGUACAUUAUAUUCUAAUAAUAUCACCAAAUUUCUAAUGAGCAUCGGUUCGUUUUUGUUUCUUACUGAUUUGUGUUCAGUUCAAUUUUUUCAGUUUGUGAUAUUUAACCAAAUUUUUUCGGUUAUUCCGAUACGAUUAUUGUGCUAUCAACCGAUUGCGAAUGAAGUUCCUGGAAGCAUAUCUAAAAUAUUAGAU